ACUUUCAAUAAUUAUGUUUUGUUAAUCGUCGAAUGAACAGUUAUAUGUAUUAUGUUAACUAAUCUUUGAUGUUGGAAACUCGUAACAGGAAGACUAGCUUGAAUCGUGGUCCUCAAUCUGACCAAAUACAUAUCCUACUGCUACUACUAAAUUUAGGUCGUAUUAUCCACUUGCGAUACUCACGAAUAUAUACCCCCUGUCGUUUAAACGUAUGUACUUAAUUCUCAUUGUUCGCUUAACGAGAAAAUUGUCGCAAUGGCACAAUCGUAAUGUAUAUGAUAACGGCUAUAUGUAAAACGCCGAUGUAUGUAAGUCACACAAGAGCUUUUGGAUUAUUCCGGGCUCGCGAUACAUGGUAGUAUGUCUUUGCCAAAGGAUGGAUUAGGUUUCUUCCAUGAUUUCAAGAGCUUAGUGUUUUGACGAUAUUAAAAAAAUUUAUCAGUAUUCAAAGAUCCAAAGUAACAUUUAAUCGUUUUUUCAAAAAUGUUAUCAUCCAAAAUUUGAGCAUCGUUGUUCAAUAAGAAAUAUCUAUGGAAAAGGUACUGUUAAAGAAAAAGAUUACAGUACAAUACGGUCUUGAUCAAAGUUAAAGAGAUAAGUAACUACGUACUAAAGAUCAUUUUUCUGUGAAGAAAAAAAAAAAAGAAAAGAAAUUUUUUCGAACGUGCAGGAACGCCAAAAAGGCGUCAAAUCGUCGAAAUACCGUUCUGUAAGAAGAUGGCCUCGGAAGACAACGCGGAUGACCUCUUGACGAACUGGGCUCCGGAAAUGCCGACGGUCCAAGAAAUUAACAAGUCCAUGCAAAAUUUUGCUAUCCCGGAUUAUACUGUUUUCGUCUUGAUGCUUUUAGUUUCUGCUUUUGUUGGUAUUUAUUUUGGUUUUAUCAAAAAAAUCUCGGGUGAGGAUGAAUAUCUGGUUGGUGGUAGAAACAUGAAGACAUUUCCAAUCAGUUCGAGUUUGAUAGCCAGUUUUAUAUCAGGUAUCUCUUUAUUGGGUAUACCAACUGAGGUUUAUGUUUAUGGGACUACUUAUCUUUUCAUCUCAUUUGGAUUGAUUAUUACGGGCUUCAUCAUGUCGAAAAUAUUUUUACCUGUUUUUCAUGAUUUGAGGAUCACUAGCACAUAUGAAUAUCUUGAAAGGCGUUUUGAUAAAAAAAUUCGAUUAUUAGGAUCCUUCCUUUUUUCCAUCAGUAUGAUAGUUUAUCUACCCAUUGUUAUCUAUGUACCAGCAUUAGCUUUUAAUCAAGUAACUGGAAUCAAUGUCCAUAUCAUCACACCUUUUGUAUGCAUUGUUUGCAUUUUUUAUACUUGUAUGGGUGGAUUGAGAGCAGUGGUCUGGGCCGAUUUCAUUCAAGCUCUCGUAAUGUUCGGAUCGAUGCUUUUGAUCGCGAUCAAAGGCACUUUGGAUAUUGGCGGAUUAUCGGUUGUAUUAAGAAGAAAUCGGGAUUCCGAAAGACUCGAAUUUCCAGCAUUCGAUUGGAGUCCUAUGACAAGACACACAGUUUGGUCACUUGUAAUUGGAGGAUUUGUUCAUUGGUUGCAGUGCUUGGCAAUCAGUCAAAACACAAUCCAGCUUUAUCUCGCGUUACCUACUUUGCAUUUGGCUAGAAGGGCACUCUGGUAUUUCAUUAUCGGAGUUUCGUUAAUCAUGGGAACGUGUGGAUAUGCAGGCAUGUUAAUAUAUGCUUGGUAUUAUAAAUGUGAUCCAUUGACGACGAAGCUGGCUGGUACAAAGGAUCAGCUUUUACCACUUUUAGUUAUGAACGUUUUGGGAGAUUAUCCUGGAUUACCUGGCUUAUUUGUUGCUGGAGUAUUCAGCGCUGCUCUCAGUUCUUUAUCGACUGGUUUGAACUCUAUGGCAGCGGUCGUAUUAGAAGAUUUUAUUAAGCCAUUUCGUAAAACAGGAUUUACUCCUAGAGUUGCUGAUAUUUUCAUGAAACUUACUGUCAUCAUCGUAGGAGCAAUUUGCGUGGCUCUCGCUUUCGUCGUCGAAAAAACUGGAUUGCAUGUUUUGCAGCUGUCUGUCAGUCUAAAUUCUAUAACUAAUGGUCCAUCCCUUGGUAUUUUUACUAUGGGGGUUCUAUUGCCCUGGGUAAAUGCAAAGGGUGCUCUUAUCGGCGGUUUAGCUGGUUGUGGUUUUAUGGGAUGGAUCAGUCUAACAGCUCAAACAGCUAUAGCUAGUGGAAAAAUGAAAUUCGACGAGAAACCUGUUACUACCGAAGGAUGUAUGUAUUCGUUUCCUCAAGUAGAAAAUCUCUUAUUAUUUAUACCUUCGGAAACUAUCUUGAACGAAGAGGAUGGGAAUUCAUUUCCCGAACUAUGGGCAUUAUAUCGUAUCAGUUACUUAUGGUACACCGUAAUAGGUACUUUGGUCACUCUAAGUAUUGGUCUUAUAGUGAGUAUUAUUUCUUCCGAAGAUAUUGACAAAUUAGAUCCUAUGCUAUUAGCUCCAUUUAUAAGGAAGUUCCUGAGAUCUAACAAAAAUUUACAACAAAUACAGAUUGCAAGAACUGAUCUCAAAGUUGACAAACAAGUGGAAAUUGAAGAUGAUAAAAUAGUAGCAAUGUCAUCAACAUGACAAUGAUUACUUAUUUAAUUUCUUUUUAUACAGAAAAAAUUAAAAAUCUUAAUUUUUAUUAAUUUUCAUCCGAAAUCAUUCUAUAUGCACCUAUCUCAUUGUAUGUACGAUCUUAUUACGAAGUGUCUACUUUAGAAAAAAUUUUAACUCUGGAUGACGGAUUUAUAUUCGUAUAUUUGAAAAUACAUUUAAAUUCUGCUUAAAAUGUCACAUAAACGUAACAUGUGAUGUCUUCACAAUAGAGUUCAUUAAUUAUUCUAUAUUGUAUAAUUGUUUUUGUGUAUCACACAUAGAUGUAUAUUAUUUAUUAAGGCUUAAAACAUAUUUGAUUCAAGAUUUUUUUUUCACUUGUUCCAAUAUAGCUAUAGAAUUUUUAUGAUUGUGAUGGAUCUUCUUAUAAGAAUAGAAAAAGAUCCAUUUAUGAAUUGCCAAAAAGAAAAAAGAAUACACUUGUACAUUAUUACAAUAAGAAGGAUUAUACAAAGAAUGAAUAAUAUUACAAGAAAAAAAAAUGUAUUCUUCGUUCUUAAUGAAAAGUAAAGACACUUUGAAGGCGGACAUAAUUCUAGAUACACUCGUGUAUAUAUAUAUGUAUAUAUAUACAUAUACAUAUACAUAUACAUAUAUAUAUAUAAUUUAUAUAUUUACAAAAUUAUAUUUGUACAACAAAUACUUCAAUACUUAUUAAUUUACUUCAAAGCUCUGUGUUUUUCGUGCAGAUUGUAUUUAUUAAGGAUUGAUAUAUUGAAAUGCAAAAGUUUACGUGAAAAAUUGUAUCUAAAUAUAAGCUACGAUUUUAUAUCGUAUAUAUAUAAGGAUAAAAAUUGUACAAGAAGAAGAUAAUCGAAUACUGUAAUAUAUUUGUCUGUACUUAUAGAAGAAAUCAGACUGCACAAUUACAGAUCUUCUUAAUAAAAAUCUCUAUAUCAUUUA
Vespula pensylvanica (western yellowjacket) is the source of this 3510-nucleotide messenger RNA. RefSeq names its product sodium-coupled monocarboxylate transporter 1-like. Gene Ontology annotation, biological process: transmembrane transport; sodium ion transport. Gene Ontology annotation, cellular component: membrane. Gene Ontology annotation, molecular function: symporter activity. The coding region runs from base 718 to 2577 and encodes 619 amino acids. Lineage: Eukaryota; Metazoa; Arthropoda; Insecta; Hymenoptera; Vespidae. The transcript is spliced from 14 exons. The record is from RefSeq and is a predicted model, not a curated record.